Ustilago hordei is the source of this 120-nucleotide messenger RNA. RefSeq names its product putative mating factor a2.1. The coding region runs from base 1 to 120 and encodes 39 amino acids. The transcript has a single exon. Lineage: Eukaryota; Fungi; Basidiomycota; Ustilaginomycetes; Ustilaginales; Ustilaginaceae. The record is from RefSeq and is a predicted model, not a curated record.
AUGUUCUCUCUUUUCGAAACUGUUGCUGCCGCCGUCAAGGUUGUCUCUGCCGCCGAGCCCGAGCACGCCCCUACCAACGAAGGCAAGGGCGAGCCCGCUCCUUACUGCAUCAUCGCCUAA